Molecule: messenger RNA, 423 nt
Organism: Didymodactylos carnosus
Lineage: Eukaryota; Metazoa; Rotifera; Eurotatoria; Philodinida; Philodinidae
Source: the annotation of a GenBank genome assembly
AUGAUGACCUCACAACCUUCUGCAGUCGUUGGUCAACAACAGCAACCUUUCGUAGCUAAUCAACCGCAAAUGAUGACCUCACAACCUUCCGCAGUCGUUGGUCAACAACAGCAACCUUUCGUAGCUAAUCAACCGCAAAUGAUGACUUCUCAACAAACUGUUCCUAUGCAACAACCUAUGAAUCAAACAGGGCAACAGCAACCUAUGAUGAUGGCUCAAGGUCAAUCUGGUUUACAGCAACAGCCUAUGUAUGGAACUCAACAAGUACCAGUAAUGCAAAAUGCAUCGAUGCAACAACAACCCAUGUAUCCGAUGGAUCAAGGACAAUCCAUGUACCCGAUGGAUCAAGGACAAUUAUCUCAUCAGCCUAGUCCACUAGUUGGCCCUCUAGGUCAAAUGCUACAAGUUCAAGCACAAUAUUAA